Trypanosoma rangeli is the source of this 1245-nucleotide messenger RNA. RefSeq names its product putative acidocalcisomal pyrophosphatase. NCBI's taxonomy places the organism in Eukaryota, Euglenozoa, Kinetoplastea, Trypanosomatida, Trypanosomatidae. The record is from RefSeq and is a predicted model, not a curated record. Gene Ontology annotation, cellular component: cytoplasm. Gene Ontology annotation, molecular function: inorganic diphosphate phosphatase activity; magnesium ion binding. Gene Ontology annotation, biological process: phosphate-containing compound metabolic process. The coding region runs from base 1 to 1245 and encodes 414 amino acids. The transcript has a single exon.
AUGUUUGGAAAUCCGGCGGCAGAGAACAAGGCUGAGAAGGAAGCGGUCCUCUACUCUCCGAAAACCAUGGCAGAGGUGGGGUCCUUACACGUGGUCAACACCUACCUUGGUACGGGUCUCAGCAAUUCCCGGAAGUGUGUGAAGGAGUUACCAGAGGCGUGCAGUCGGCACGUAAGUGAGUUUGACCUUGCCGCCUACGCCAAGGACGAGUUCACUUUGUCGAUGGAAAAAAAGAUCAUGGCUCGCAUGUUUUCUGCCUUCGAUGUGACACAGUUGGGGUACCUGGAGGAAAGCAAGGUUGAGCACAUGUGUCGGUACCUGGGCCGUGAUAUGAAUGAGGACGAGAUGAAGCAGAUGAAAAGUGAGAUUGAUGCCAUCGAUGGCCACAUCACGUUUGAAAAGUUCUGGAAGUGGUGGUGCUCACACUCGGAGCUCUCUGCAAAAAAAAAUUGCUUCUCUAUGGUUUCGCUGGAUUUUGCUGUGCCCUAUCACCAGCAGCAGCUCUUGACAAGGGAGGAAGGCGAGCUGUACACGCCGAGCUACCGGGUCCUGUACUACUUCAGAGACGUAGAGACGGGGAAGGAGCGGCAGGUGUCACCUUGGCACGACAUUCCCCUCUACGUGCGGGACUUGGUGCGCACAAAGCCUGCAUCGCUGCCUAUGAACCGCUACAAUUUUAUCUGUGAAAUCCCAAAGUGGACGCGUGCGAAGUUUGAAAUUGCCACAGGGGAGCCGUUUAACCCCAUCACGCAGGACGUCAAGAACGGUGUCCCGCGGUUCUACAAACAUGGUGAUAUGAUGUGGAACUACGGAGCCCUGCCGCAGACGUGGGAGAGUACCGAGGUUGUCUUUGAGGGUGGCUACGAGGGUGACAAUGACCCGAUCGAUGCCAUUGAGAUCGGCAUGACGCAGUUCAGGGUUGGGCAGGUGGGGGCCGUAAAGGUGCUUGGAAUCCUCGGGAUGAUUGAUGACGGGCAGAUGGAUUGGAAGGUCAUCUGCAUCUCGCACAACGACCCCAUCUGCCGCUUUCUGAAGGACAUCCACGACGUGCCAAAGUUUCUCCCAGGGUGCCUAGACGCCAUCCACGAGUGGUUUCGUGUGUACAAAAUCUGUCAGGGAGGUGUGGAGAACAAGUUUGUCUUUAACGGGGAGUUCAAGGACAAGGUGUUUGCGAUGAAGGUUAUUGACGAGUCACAUUACAUGUGGGGCAACCUGCGCAAGAUCAACAAAAAGGAAGAAGUCUAA